Messenger RNA from Setaria italica (foxtail millet), 1403 nucleotides. RefSeq names its product bisdemethoxycurcumin synthase. Gene Ontology annotation, biological process: polyketide biosynthetic process. The coding region runs from base 66 to 1256 and encodes 396 amino acids. Gene Ontology annotation, molecular function: acyltransferase activity, transferring groups other than amino-acyl groups. NCBI's taxonomy places the organism in Eukaryota, Viridiplantae, Streptophyta, Magnoliopsida, Poales, Poaceae. The transcript is spliced from 2 exons. The record is from RefSeq and is a predicted model, not a curated record.
AUUAGUCAUCUCUCUUGAUAUCCUUGCCUUCACAACAACCAUUGUACUCCCAAUAGUCCAAGACGAUGCCAAGCACAUUGGCCCCGGUCCGUGAGAUCCGGCGCGCGCAGCGUGCUGAUGGCCCAGCAGCCGUGCUCGGUAUUGGCACUGCAAAUCCAGCAUUUUGUGUUCUUCAGGACGGGUUUCCGGACUACUAUUUCCGUGUCACCAAGAAGGAGCACCUCGUCGACCUCAAAGACACAUUCAAGACACUAUGUCGGCUCACGGGGCUGGAGAGACGUUUCUUUCAGCACACGGAGCAACUGCUCAACGCCCACCCGGGCUUCAUCAACGGGACGCCCUCGUCUUCCCUAGACGCGCGGCUCGACAUCGUCGCAGAGGCAGCUCCAAAGCUCGCCGCGGCGGCCGCCACGAAGGCCAUCGCGAGGUGGGGCCGCCCGGCCACCGACAUCACCCACCUCGUCGUCGCCACGAGCUCCGAGGCCCGCGCCCCAGGCGCCGACCUCGGUCUCGCCGCGCUCCUCGGCCUCCGCCCCGACGUCCGCCGCACCGUGCUCCAGCUCAACGGCUGCUCCGCCGGCUGCGCCGCCCUGCGCCUCGCCAAGGACCUCGCCGAGAACAACCGCGGCGCGCGCGUCCUCGUCGCCUGCGUUGAGCUCACCAUCACCUCCUUCCGCGCGCCCCGCGAGGGGGACACCUUCGACACCCUCAUCCCGCAGGCGCUGUUCGGCGACGGAGCCGGCGCGGUCGUCGUCGGCGCCGACGCCGUGCACGCCGCCGGCGAGCGCCCGCUCUUCGAGAUGGUGUCCGCCUCCCAGGCCUUGAUACCCGGGACGGAGCACCUUCUCAACAUGCGGCUCGGGGAAGGCGGCAUCGACGGCGACGUCUCCGCCAAGCUGCCGAUCUUCGCGGCGCGGCACCUGGAGCGCUGCCUGCUCGACGCGCUCGCGCCGCUCGCCAUUGGGGGCGGCGAGGGGAAGUGGAAUGACCUCUUCUGGGCAGUCCAUCCGGGCAGCCGUGGGAUCAUGGACCACAUCGACUCGGUUCUCCGGCUGGAGCCCCGGAAGCUGGCGGCGAGCCGAGCUGUCGUCAGAGACUACGGGAACAUGCUCUCGGCGACGGUGAUAUUCGUGCUCGACGAGCUGCGCCGGCGGAUGGACGAGGAAAGGGAUGAGGCUUCUGAGUGGGGGGUGAUGGUGGGCUUUGGGCCGGGAUUCACUGUCGAGACCAUGGUGCUGCACGCUACAAAGUACUAGCAACAUGCUACAUGAUACGUCAAGAAAAAAUUGCAUUAGCACUUGUUUAAGAAACAAUGCAAAUAAGCAAAUUGAUGUUGAUCCCCUCAUUAUGGUUCUGCGUAUAUCUGAUCGUAUAUUCAAUCUGUUGUCGUUCUUUUCUCGGAA